Messenger RNA from Danio aesculapii, 3298 nucleotides. RefSeq lists its product as uncharacterized. Lineage: Eukaryota; Metazoa; Chordata; Actinopteri; Cypriniformes; Danionidae. The coding region runs from base 1987 to 2841 and encodes 284 amino acids. The record is from RefSeq and is a predicted model, not a curated record. Gene Ontology annotation, molecular function: DNA-binding transcription factor activity; RNA polymerase II cis-regulatory region sequence-specific DNA binding. The transcript is spliced from 3 exons. Gene Ontology annotation, biological process: regulation of transcription by RNA polymerase II.
UGGUUUAAGCUGUUUUUUUCAGCAUGUUAUAUUACACUGCAUGAAGUAUGAAGAUGAAAGGUGUAACGACCUGCGUACGGAGCAAUAUGGAUAGCCCUCAAAAUGAACAAAGUUUGCGAAGAUGAUUUUCCCUCAGUGGUAGAUUAUUGUCCAGAAAAAUGAGUAUACGGUCGUUUACAAACUAAAUGCCGCACACAGGGUUACUGAAGAAAAUAAAAAUAAACGGAGCAACAGAGUACAUUACCCUCACAUACAUGCGGGGGCUCGCGUCUAAUGCAACCAUAGCAACAACAUGCUCUUAAAGGGGCCAUACACCUUACUCGUUACAAAGGAGAGAACUUAAUAAGAAUUUAGACGAGAUAAAAGUUCAAUUUAAAUUAGAUGACAUUCUACAAAAUAACUCAAAAAUAAAUGUUUGACCUUUUUAUUGCAAUAUCUUAAAAAUUCUCAUUUAUGGGAGAGGAUUUAAUAAAAGAAAGCGGUUGGUGAGGGAUAAUAAUCCACACUCCAUACCAGUUGGUGGCGGAAAUACACUAUAUUUUUUUGUUUGUCAACCGCCAUUAAAUUAAAGAAGAAGAUUAACAGUAUUUCAACCAAGCGGCAACCUCCCGCUCUCCCUCGGGAGGCCAAUACGGAAGUAACAGAAACUGCAAUUCAUCAAAAUUCCGCUAGUCCUGGCUCCAUAAUAGAGCAAGUUGUAAUUGAGCCCACUGUUAGAAUGGUCAACUUUACAGCAGAAAAAAAGGUGUUUACAGCCUGGUACAAAGAACGAUUUUGGUUCAUAUAGCUAUUAUUACCCUCCAUGACAACUGUGAGGGGGGUGAAUUUUUUUAUAACUCAUCCAUUUCCUUUAUAUUAGGUUAUUUUAAGUUUGCAUAAUUAAGGGCGUGGCCACUUGAGUGACAGCUAGGUCUCGCUGGUCGCCGUCACUUCACCUCAGCUGAAUCCGGCAGAUUAGCCACUGAUCUCGGCAUAUUCAUCAUAUUUUUGUGUUGUUUUAUGUGGCUUUACACAGUCAGCUGCCUUUUGGACUUAUUUCUUACAAUUAUCAGAUGAUAUGGGAUGCUGUGUGCAUUUAAUUGUGCUCACAAACCAUUCAUGUGGCCUCCAGUUUCCCAUGUGAGUAAAGUUAUAUACUUGUAUACCAUCUCUAUAAAUGUAUUUGUUUUAUUUAAGAUCAUUUAUCAUUAAUAUUUUUCUUUAGACCCGUAAAGCACUCCAGAAUGUGACAGAUUGAUUAGCUGUAGGCUCUAGAACAGUCAUCUGAAGCGUUGUCAUACUGUGUUGUGCUGGAUUUUAUCAAUAGUCUUGCAUUUACUAACACACACACAUAUCUGAAGUGUUUGGAAGUAAUUAGCGUUUUCCUCCUGUAGAAAAACGUCAUAAGAGCAGUGUUUAGUGGCUCAAUGUAUUACUACAGUGUUUUUGAAAGUCUAAACACUUUAUUGACAUAGUGUACAGCCAAGCACAUGUGGUCAGAACACAAACGAGUCGCAGGUAAUAAAGUAUCAAGCGUUUCUCCCAAAGUAAAGUCUGUCUGCCAGGUCUAAGCAUAGGGUCUAAGCAAAGUGCCAGCAGGUGUCUGUAGCUCCGCCCACUCUCCGCCUCUUUGCCCUUGUUUGGUAUCCCGCCGUGGGUGCGAUGACGCGCGAACAAAAUGGCGACGGUUGGCCGCGCCUACUUGUGGCUUCUUUUGCGCUCUUCAGAAACCUAUGGGUGACGUCACGGAUACUCCGUCCAUAUAUUUUACAGUCUAUGAUUUCAACCCACACUUAACUGAGAGUCGCUGCUGUGAGUGUGUAGAUGGCUUUUUGUGUAUGUUAGCAAAUGUUUUUGGUUUUCAACAGUUUGACGAUUUUUGGCUGUGCCCGCCUCGCUGUUAUGACGUCAGCACCGACGCGUUCAUCCAGCGUCGAGUCUUCAGAGCUGAGCUCUGCCGCCAUCUGUAAAAGACAAAGACAGAGUUUAUUGAAGGACAGUUAGAAGAUGAGUGAUCCAGAACCCUGCAGAAUUAAACAGGAAGAGACUGAAGAACUAAUAGACCUGGCGCACAAGACGGAGGAGAAUGAGGAAUCGAGUGAUCCUCGUGUCAAAAAAAGACAACUAAAAACUCAUUCAUGGACAAAAGGUAGUUUAUCUCAGAAGAGUAGAGAUGAGAUUUGCUCUGUGUGUGGAAAGAGUUUCAGUAAUAAGCGUAAUCUUCAAAUUCACAUGAGGAUCCACACUGGGGAGAAGCCGUACACGUGUACCGAGUGUGGGAAGAGUUUCAAUCAAUCGUCAACUCUUAUCACACACACGAGGAUCCACACAGGAGAGAAACCAUACAAAUGUGAUCAGUGCGACAAAACCUUUGUGAGGAUUUCAGAUCAGAAGAAACAUUUCAGAGUUCACAGUAAGGAUAGGCCGUACUCAUGUUCUGACUGCGGAAAGAGUUUUGCACAUCAGUCAAAUUUAAGAAAACAUCAGAAGAUCCACACCGGUGUGAGGGAGCAUGUGUGCUUUGAGUGCGGGAAGAGUUUUGUUACAGCUGAACAUCUGAAACAGCACCAGAGGAUUCACACUGGAGAAAGACCGUACCAGUGUUCACACUGCGACAAAGCUUUCAAUCAGUUAAUACACCUGAAAAUACAUGAGAGGAUCCACACUGGAGAGAAACCGUACAAGUGUUCACACUGCGACAAGAGAUUCAGUCAGUCACCGACUCUCAAAGCACACAACAGGACUCACACUGGGGAGAAGCCGUACGCUUGUGUUGAUUGCGGGGAGAGUUUCAAUCAUUCGAUUUCUCUACGCAUUCAUAUAAGAAAAACUCACAUUAAAUGUGAACUUGGCGACAUUUAAAAACACUUAACCACGAUCUCAGACUGUGUUGCAGGAGAUCAGGGAUCAGUAAGUCUAGUAAUUUAAGUGGGAAAUAAGCAGGAGUGCACAUCAGUUUUUUGAUUCAUCUUUCAAAGGAGAACCUGGAGAUGUUAUGCACCUUACUUGUUUUAUUUCAUCCAGAAUUAAAGCAGGUUAUUUUUAAAACCAUUUUUAAGGUCAAUAUUAUUAAAUUAAAGCUGUUUUUUGUCUUUACUGAACAAACCACUGUUAUACAAUGACUUACCUAAUUACCCUAACUUUAAUUAACCUAGUUAAGCCUUUAAACGGCACUUUAAGCUGAAUACUAGUAUCCUGAAAAAUAUCUAGUCAGAUAUUAUGUGCUGGAGAUGUUCUUAGAAAUGUUCUUCUCUUCGUUAAACAGAAAUUGGGGAACAAAUAUACAGGGGGCUUAUAAUUCUGACUGUGUGUGUGUGUG